Asterias rubens (European starfish) is the source of this 519-nucleotide messenger RNA. RefSeq names its product retinal homeobox protein Rx1-like. Gene Ontology annotation, molecular function: DNA-binding transcription factor activity, RNA polymerase II-specific; RNA polymerase II cis-regulatory region sequence-specific DNA binding. Lineage: Eukaryota; Metazoa; Echinodermata; Asteroidea; Forcipulatida; Asteriidae. Gene Ontology annotation, biological process: positive regulation of transcription by RNA polymerase II. The coding region runs from base 1 to 519 and encodes 172 amino acids. The transcript is spliced from 2 exons. The record is from RefSeq and is a predicted model, not a curated record.
AUGAACGGACUUUAUCGUCACUGGCGCCAGGUUUGGUUUCAGAACAGGAGAGCAAAAUGGCGACGACAGGAAAAGAUGGAAUCCAGCGCCAUGAAGAUGCAAGAACAGGCUAUUUCUUCUCUCCAUCGGAACAGCAGCGGGCUGAACGGCACGAAGCUACCCAUCGAUCCUUGGCUCACACCACCCAUGUCCAACGCAUCCGCCACACUCCACUCUCUCCCCGGACUUCUGGCAGCCCAUGGACAAUUACCUCCACCGGGAUCAGUCGGUGGAGCUCGUGGGGCCCUCUGCGGCUUGGGACCCAUCACAUUCCCGUUGUUACCGCCGACCUCGUCUAGCUUCUCCUUAUUAAGUCCCCCGAGUAGCCUCGUGCGCCAUGGAGGUGCUGUGGGACUCUUGGAGACAGGCAAUAUAAGAAACUCAAGUAUAGCGGCGUUAAGACUGAAAGCUCAAGAGCACCUUGAUACCGUAGUCCGGGUGCCUGUCUACAAUGACCGAUUGUCACCGGGUACUGAUUGA